CUCCACUGCUGGCGCCCCCGAGCCCGCUCAGACGCUCCCUCUCGACUCUCUUGCCCAACCCUCCAACCACUUGCUCCGACCGACUCCUGAGCUUCGUCUCUGCUUCUUCUCCUCCUUCGCCCUCCUCCAUUCCUGCAUCGUCUCGUGUACUGUCCGGGCCGAGUCGUCGUCGCCUGCUCAUUGCCUGCCGCAGCCACACGCACCUUUGACGCCGUCCCCGGGCCUGCGUUCGGAGACGAGCCUGCGUUUGUUCCUGUCAAGGCUCGACUGCUUUUUCUCCCCUCUUCUCGCCUCUGCCACCCCCCAUCCUCUCCGCCGUCGUCCUCCAACGUCCGCCACGCCCUCACCUCGUCUGCGCCCACCUUUGUUCCACCUUUGCCGACCGUCGUUCGCUGUCGGUUUGGCCAUUUCACCCGCCCGCCGGCCCGCUUGGGACCUCGUGUUCCCGCCGUUGCGUGAUCGUGCGGUCGCCUCGGCGUGAUUGCUAAUUCGCAUCCUCCCAAAACCUCCCUUUCGCCAUCCGAUCCCGUCCUGCUUUUUCACCCCCCUUCACAUAUUCGCAUCCACGUCCUCCGAGCGGACGAUUGGAGCCGCACAUCUGCCCCGUCCACCAUGAGGGAGCUCAACUUCAGCAUACCCAACGCCAACAAGGCGUCCGUGGGCAUCACAACCGCCCUGUACGACCGCCGCGCCCUCGACUGCACCUCCACCUUGCCGCUUAUCAAUUCGCUCAACAACCUCGCCUACCUGAUCACCUCGUCGGCGCGCAUCAGAGACAUCCUGACGGUCGAUGGCGGCGUGGAGAGGCUGGUGUGCAUCCUCAAGGAGGGCCGCAGCACAAAGGACAUGAUGGAGUGCUGGAAGUGGAACUUGGCAUUCCAAUGCGUCGUCAACAUUGGCGUUCGAGGCUCGGAGAACGUCAGAACCCGCCUCGUUGAGGCGGACAUAGUCCCCGUCAUCGCUACGAUACUGGACAACUACGUCAAAGUCAUUGACAAGUGCCGUGAGAAGGCCGACGCUGAGUUCAAGCGCAACGCGAAGCAGUAUGGCUCCUCGUCGAAGCAUUACCAUAAGGCAAAUGAUCUGUUGCUAUCGGGCCAUGGCUUCGAUCGCAUCAGACGACAGGCGCCGCCGCCCAUCGAAAUCCCGUCUCCCAUGCGAGACCCUUCUGCCGAACAGCCGCUGCCGCCGGCUUUCUCGCUGAGUUCGCCUCCUGAACGAACCACCUUCUCCGGUGUGCAGUCACAAAACCGAGGCACCGCUGAGGCCAGGACACCACACUUCCCUUCGUCCAGUCAUGCGCGGCCCACCAUCCCACAGCCACUUGCGACCUCCAUCCCUAGAAUGGACGACAGACCAGACUCGUUCGGCCUGCGACCCGUGCGAGACGCCGACAGACUGCCCUCGAUGAUGCCUCUCCCUGCCGACAACUCAUCCCGCCCCGAGUCGCCCACCACGCCCAGCGCACCCGCAAACCCUCCCAGCGACGCGUUGCCUCUGUUCCGACGUGCUGUAGGCCGACGACCGCCCGCACGACACCAGGCGUCCAUGUCCCAAGAUUCGGACGAAAUUCCCGAGGAAACGGACGGCGCCAUGAAUGACAGCAGCGAGGAGCCUGUCGUUGGCAUCCAGAGUGACAUUGCCAUGCAAGACGUGGAUGCCCAGACCAUCAUCGAAGGCGACUCGCCCGUGCGGCUGGAUCCACGUCCUACGGGGCCACCAGAAGUAGACGCCUUCGACCUCGCCCGCUCCGCCAUCGAGGGAAGCAUAAGCAACGGGAGGCCCGCGACCGUGCAACCCGCUCCAAACAUCACCAUCUCACCCAUCGCAACGUUAACCCAGCUGCCACAGCCGCAGCAGCCAAUACAGCUGAACCCGUACGCUCGUUUCGCACACGAGCGGAGCGCGAGCUCAGGUCUGAUCACGAGCAUGCCUCGCGACGAGGACGUGCUCAUGUGCCUGCAGCUUCUGGCUUACGUGUCCAAGUACUGCAACCUGCGCUCCUACUUUCAGAAGUCACACCUUGUCCCCCGGCUCAAGAUUUCGACGGCGGAGCUGAACAUGUUUGACGCCGAUGCCGGUGCAGCGUCCCAGCCGAAGCCAGAGAAGGACGAAAGGGAAGAGGAAGAAUAUCUCCAACCUGACACGUUCAACAUCUUCCCCCUCGUGGAGAAGUUCACGGUGCGCCAUCACACAACAGACAUGCAGUACUGGGCCGGGGUCGUGAUGCGCAAUCUGUGCCGCAAAGACGACUCCCGUGGCGGUAUCAGGCAGUGCGCGUACUAUGACUGUGGAAAGUGGGAAGAGUACACGCGUCAAUUUGCGAAAUGCCGACGCUGCCGACGCACCAAGUAUUGCAGCAAGGAAUGCCAGAAGAGCGCGUGGGUAUACCACCGACAUUGGUGCGUUCCGGUUCAGCAGUGAUCGACGGCUCCCCGCACAAUCUUGAUGGAGCUUUUGCAAAUGACAUGGGAAACGACGUGAACACCUUGGCGACAUGUGGCUUUUGUUGUGGUUUUGUCUUACAGCGGGGCGCAUACACAGAAUUUGCAAGUCAACCUUUCUCUUUAAGGGAGGGGGGCUGAAACCCGUGACGCCGCAGUAUUCGCAUGUCUGACGCCUGACGAGAGUGCUGAACAAACGAGCGAAAGCGACCUCAAGACGCGAAAAAGAAUAUCUACGCACAACCUUCCAAGUGUCUGUAAUCAUGCAUUGAGAGUUUCAUGAUUCCCUCACACCACCACCAUUUCCCUCCUCCCCUCCCCCCAACUUAAUACCUUUCCUUGGGAGCAUUUCCAGGUCCGGCGUUUUGUUUUUUCCUUACUCCAUUUCUUCAGCGCUCUUCGCAUUCUAGGCGCCGAAUUUUGGUUUCGCCUUUCCCUUCCUCAUGUUAUUCAGUCUCAUUCUUGGGACGUGCAAACAUAUGAAACGGAGUUUUGGACGAUUUCGGGAAAAGGCGGGUUAAUGCCGACGGUCAACUGCUUUUAUUUUGGUUGUUACUAAAGAGCUUAUGUUCUCCUUUCCAUCUGACAGUAAACCGGCACCACAAGAGACAAGCGGUCCGAGGCACGCGAAAAAAAAGAAAAAGGCACCACGGCCACGAUGCCCUCUUGCUUUCAUGACUUCUCGACCAGCGUCGCCGAGAGGCUACUCGAGAACAUGGAAGCGAGAGACCUCUGUUUUUGUUUGGGCCAUGAGGAGACCCACGAAAUAUAGAAAGAGCGAGAUUGAGAUUGAUGUGGAUGAAUGUCGUUUGGAAUACCCCCUAUUAGCGUGCUUUUUUGUUCGCCAACCACAUGGCGGAUGGAUUUGGAGGGACAAGAGGAGAAUUUCUAGCUGUGCCUGGGUUGUUGUGAGAUGUGUGUGAUGUUGAUAGAAUGAGAGAGAGAGAGAGAAAUGAAAUGUCCGUUUACUGAUCCAUCAAGAAUGGUCGUGUUCGCUCUUGAAUCUCAUUUCCAUUUCUAGCGGUCUAUU
Molecule: messenger RNA, 3474 nt
Organism: Verruconis gallopava
Lineage: Eukaryota; Fungi; Ascomycota; Dothideomycetes; Venturiales; Sympoventuriaceae
Exons: 1
Coding region: 613-2424 (603 amino acids)
Biological process (GO): establishment or maintenance of cell polarity; ubiquitin-dependent protein catabolic process
Cellular component (GO): MUB1-RAD6-UBR2 ubiquitin ligase complex
Source: RefSeq, a predicted model, not a curated record